Messenger RNA from Amborella trichopoda, 3378 nucleotides. Its product is annotated as BTB/POZ domain-containing protein At5g66560. Gene Ontology annotation, molecular function: protein binding. NCBI's taxonomy places the organism in Eukaryota, Viridiplantae, Streptophyta, Magnoliopsida, Amborellales, Amborellaceae. The record is from RefSeq and is a predicted model, not a curated record.
CUUGACUGUCGUGACGAGAGGGGAGGGAGAAGUGAGAUUUUUCAGUUUUAAGAGAAAAAAAUGAGAACUGAGAUAGGUGUGAGUUUCAUAGUGUUUUAGAGAGAGAGAGAGAAAGAGAGAGAGAGAAUGGGGUAAAGAUGCGCAAGAUUUUCAGAGAGUUUUAGAGGGAGAAAAGAGGGAGAAAGUGAGAUUUGGAGGGGGCUUUAAAAUAAGCGCCUUUUGAAAUUUGUUCAAACGCUGUUUGUCUGAUAUGCCUUGAAGAAUCCUUUUUCUACCCUUUUUCACGGCUGGAUCCAAACCAAAAGGCACACAAUUAUACAUUACUGUAUAUACUGUCUUCUUUUCUCUUUGUUUUUAUGCUAUAACAAGCUUUAAAAGAGAAAAGAAGCAAAAAUGGCCGACUCAAAAGGAAAGGCAUUCACUUCAUAUUCUUUGCGAUGUCAGAUCUGAAGGUUUCAAGUUUUUCACGCUUUAAUCCAUGGCGUUUUGAUGCUUUGCGUCGCUGAAAGAGUUUGAGAGAAAAUAGACUGCGAAAGCUGCUUCUAAGGCCUAUUCUUCGGGCUUUUUCAUGGCGAAAAACUUCGAGGACAGGGUAUAAAGAAUUGUGCGAUGAAAUCAGGGUUUUGAGUUAUUUAUCCCUGCAAUUUUAGUCAAAUUGAACGAAAUCAGAGAUUUUAUUUGGAGCUUUUGGGCUUUGAUUAUUCGGUUUCAGUUUAUUGGAGACAUUACUGUAUUUUGAUAAAGAAGCGGGCUCUAACUUUGAGUUCUGUGAUCGCCUAUCUUUAAUGAGAGACCUUUGUCGAAGAUUUUAGGUGAAAGCUCUCUGUUUCAUUUAUUAUGCCGCCUUUGCACAGUGAAAACCUCAAAGUUUCUGGUUCUUAUUUAAGCUUUGAAGAACCUUAGCCUUUUCAGCCCUAAUUUCUCUGGUUUUCUCCUAAAUUAAUGGUUCCCUAACUUCCAUUAAAAGCCUCGGUGCUGCUCUUGUUCGGUUUCUAACUACCAGCUUGAAGCAGAGAGUUCGCUGAAAUUUCAUAGGGAAAUCGCCGAAAUUUAGCCGAAACUGACAAAAUUAAUGGUUCUAUUGAGAAUAAAUUGCCGACGAUAAAAAUCUGCAACGAAAAUGGCGUCUGAGAAGCUUGCAUCAAAAGGCCAGGCAUGGUUCUGUACAACUGGACUACCCAGCGAUAUUGUGAUCGAAGUAGAAGGCAUGUCCUUUCAUCUCCAUAAGUUCCCUUUGUUGUCAAGAAGCGGAAGGCUUCACAGGCUCAUAUCCCAGCAAGAAGCGAAUCCCAAACCCACCUCCUCAUCUCAUCCUCCCACCCAAACCAGAAAAGAAAACCCACAUCAAACACCAGAUCAAGAAUAUUUCUCUGAACUAGAAGAGGAAGAAGAAGAUGAAAAUGAAGAAGACGAAGAAGAGGAAGCUUGUGUGCUCUCCCUUCCUGAUUUACCAGGUGGUUCUGAAGCCUUUGAGCUCGCUGCUAAAUUUUGCUAUGGAGUCAAAAUUGAGCUCUCAGCUUCAAAUGUGGCCCCCCUUCGAUGCUCAGCUGAGUACCUUGAAAUGACAGAAGAGUUCUCUGAAUCCAAUCUCAUUGCAAAAACAGAGACAUUUUUGAACCAGAGAGUCCUCAAAAGACUCACGGACUCAGUAAAAGCCCUGAAAUCCUGUGAAACUCUCAUACCAGUUGCUGAAAACCUAAAUAUAGUUCAGAAAUGUAUAGACUCAAUUGCUAUGAAUGCUUCUUCUGAUCCAUCUCUCUUCGGUUGGCCUGUGACAGAGCAAAAUGGUGCCAUUUUACAGGGAAUUACAAGCCCUAGAGGAGCCAUUUUAUGGAAUGGGAUCGAAACAGGGCUAAGACCAAGAAACCCCAUCAAACCAGACUGGUGGUUCGAAGAGGUUACAGUGUUGAGUCUCCCCUUCUACAAACGCUUAAUUUCCGCCAUGAAAACCAGAGGCCUGAGCUCUGAAACGCUAGAGGGUUCAUUAAUUUGCUAUGCCAAAAAAUUCAUUCCUGGCCUUCAACGCCGUAAUCGUGCCUCUUACUCCCAGUCAUCUACUUCCUCGGGGUCCAUAGCCUCUGAAUUAGAGCAAAGGGAGCUCUUAGAAGAGGUGGUGAGCCACUUACCUACACAAAACGGCCCAAUUUAUACAAAUACGAAUGCUAAUAUGGACACCAAUACCAAAUUCUUGUUUGGGUUGCUUAGAACUGCAAAUAUAUUGAACACAUCAGAGUUUUGUAGAGCUACGAUCGAGAAAAGGAUUGGAAUGAAAUUGCACCAAGCUAGUUUAGAUGAUCUAUUACUUCCUAGUUAUUCUUAUUUGAUUGAGACUUUAUAUGAUAUCGAGUGUGUUGCGAGAAUAUUAGGGUAUUUUUUGGAGGGUCGUAGAAAUAUACGGUCCUCUACGGCUGGUGAAAGAGAAGAGGAAGAUGAAGAGGGAGAUGGAGAUGGAGAGGAAGAGGAAGAGUUUGAGGGUUCACCAGCUAGAAAUCCUUUGAUUUUGGUUGGUAAAUUGAUCGAUGGGUAUUUAGCUGAGGUUGCAUCGGAUGCGAAUUUGAGGCCUGAAAAGUUUUAUGAUUUGGCCAUUGCUCUUCCUGAUCAAGCAAGGGUGUUCGAUGAUGGGUUAUAUCGAGCGGUAGAUGUUUAUCUCAAGGCUCAUCCAUUGAUAUCAGAGGAAGAAAGAGAGAAGAUAUGCUCAGUAAUGGACUGUCAGAAGCUAACCCUAGAAGCUUGCACACAUGCUGCCCAAAACGAGCGCCUCCCAUUAAGGAUUGUAGUCCAGGUCCUCUUCUUUGAGCAACUUCAGCUCCGUCAUGUCAUCGCUGGAAACCUCCUCAGUUACGGCCAACCCGCCGGAAACCUAAUUUUUCCAAGCCAGCCUGCAGGAAACCUGGAAUUUCCUGCGCCGGAUUCCGGUCAAGCAUGGCGAGCCGCUCUGCGUGAGAACCAAGUUUUGCGGCUUGAUAUGGACAGCAUGAGUGCUCGUGUCAAAGAGCUAGAGAGAGAGUGCUCGACUAUGAGGAAGGCUAUUGAGAUGAUCGGUAAGUUUGCCGGCGAGAAGAAGGGAAAUUCCGGCCCAAAACUCAGCGCGAAAGUAGACGGGAAAAACGGGGCUUGGGGGUCACUUACGAAAAAGUUUGGGUGCAAGUUUAAAACGCAGGUUUGUGAUUCGCACGAGGGGACAGUGAUAGAGGCCAAGGGGCGACACGCUCGAACCUCGACUUCAACCUCGCUUUCUUAGCGCGUGUGGUUUCUUUUUUUAAGUUUCUUUAAUUAUAUUUUAUCGAGUAGGUUUCAAAUUUUUUUUUGGAAUGAGAUGCAAGUGUCAUCAUUUGGAAGAUUAGUAGCAUUAAUUUCUGCAUUAUGUUGGUUUCAAUC